Molecule: messenger RNA, 1362 nt
Organism: Diprion similis
Lineage: Eukaryota; Metazoa; Arthropoda; Insecta; Hymenoptera; Diprionidae
Gene: Rpn10
Product: 26S proteasome non-ATPase regulatory subunit 4
Exons: 6
Coding region: 73-1200 (375 amino acids)
Biological process (GO): proteasome-mediated ubiquitin-dependent protein catabolic process
Cellular component (GO): cytosol; nucleus; proteasome regulatory particle, base subcomplex
Molecular function (GO): polyubiquitin modification-dependent protein binding
Source: RefSeq, a predicted model, not a curated record
UGUGAGCAGUUCACGGAGAGAGAUCGUCUGUAUGACAGCGGGAACGUUGGAAUUCGGACCAGUAUAUCCAAGAUGGUGCUUGAAAGUACGAUGAUAUGUGUCGACAACAGCGACUACAUGAGAAAUGGAGAUUUUCUUCCAACCCGCUUGCAGGCUCAGCAAGACGCCGUCAACUUAGUAUGUCAUUCCAAGACUCGAUCCAAUCCUGAAAACAACGUAGGACUUAUAACUCUUGCUAAUGUCGAAGUGUUAGCCACGCUGACCAGCGAUGUGGGACGUAUUCUCUCCAAACUUCAUCAAGUACAGCCUAAUGGAAAUUUGAGUCUGAUCACUGGCAUCAGAAUUGCUCAUCUGGCUCUGAAGCAUCGUCAAGGAAAAAACCACAAGAUGCGAAUAGUCGCAUUUGUCGGAAGUCCGAUUCAACUGGACGAAAAGGAGUUAGUAAAGCUUGCCAAGCGUUUAAAAAAAGAGAAAGUUAACGUAGACAUAAUAAGCUUUGGUGAAGAAACCAUCAACAACGAGGUCUUGACUUCGUUCAUAAAUGCUUUGAACGGCAAGGACGGCACUGGCAGUCACUUAGUAACUGUUCCACCUGGACCGCACCUCUCAGACGCUUUGAUAUCGUCACCAAUAAUCCAGGGAGAGGAUGGAAUGGGGGCAGCUGGAAUGGGCGGUGCAGCGUUCGAAUUUGGCGUUGACCCCAACGAAGAUCCCGAACUGGCGUUGGCACUUCGUGUAUCUAUGGAGGAGCAGCGACAGAGGCAGGAGGACGAGGCUCGGCGAGCUCAGGCAACUGACACACCUGCUAAGCAGCCAGAGACAAUCAAAGAGGCUCCUAACGAAGAAGCGAUGCUCAAACGCGCCUUGGCCAUGUCCCUUGAAGGGGCCGAAGACACAAGCUCACCGGCGGAAGCCGUUGUAACGACUACAGGAAACGUUCCUGACUUUGCGCACAUGAGUGAGGAGGAGCAGAUUGCGUUUGCCAUGCAAAUGUCGAUGCAGGAUCAACAGGAGCCUGAAACAGGAAAGGACGAGGCAAUGGAUGUGGAAGAAGAUUAUGCAGCAGUAAUGUCGGAUCCAGCGUUUUUGCAAUCCGUCCUUGAAAAUUUACCCGGAGUCGAUCCUCAGUCCGAGGCAGUUCGUCAGGCAGUCGGUUCCUUGCAACAAAAUAAGGAUAAACAAGACAAGGAGAAGAAAUGAGGGAUACUGCUUAGAUGAAAUAAAUAUAAUAAUAUUUACCUAACUACUAUAAUGAACAGUUCAUUUAAGAUUAUUUGAUACUCGUUAAGCCACUCUGUAAUGGUUUAUUGUGGAAGCUUCGAUAUGAUAAUGAAAUACACAUCAUCGAUUUUGUGGAAAUAA